AAAGGAGGCGUAUCAAUCACUCUGCCGGUGAUACUGAAACUUCUGUUCAAGGUUUGGAUAGCAAGAUUAUAAUAUGACAGAGUGAUAUAAUCGUAUGGGCUAAACAGUCAAGAUCAGUAAACUAAUAAAUGAACCUAUAUCGGUAUAGUGACUCCAGAACCGGCCGAGGAGGAAUCCACUCAGUCCCCAAUCAACCCACCCCCCGCAACAGAAGGACAGGAGAGGGGAAAGGAUGGCACAGUGUGGACGACGGUAGAGGAAGGGGAAAACAGAGGGAGACGCUCGAGUCAGAAUGUUCUCACUGAGGCCGAGGGACCCACCGCAAAUGCCAAGCAAAACAUCCACGAUGCCCUCAGCGCCUUUCUCUGUUUAGUUGACCCUGGCAUGCUAGCGCAUAUCCGGGACUGCACUGUCAUAGAAGCACGCAGGGUUUUGGGGGAUGAUUCGUGGGACAUGACGGUGGAUGAGCUUAUGGCAUUUAUUGCUCUUGUUUAUGUCCGGGGAGCAUACGGGGGGUGGAAUAUGGAGCUGUCUAGCUUCUGGUCCGCGGAGUGGGGAUUCAGCUUCUUCAAGGAAACAAUGUCCAGGAACCGUUUCCAAAUUAUAAUGAGAUUCUUGCGUUUUGAUAAAAAGGAGACAAGAAGCGCGCGUAUCCAAAUAUCAAAAUUUGCGCUGAUAAACGAGGUCUGGGAGGGUUUUGUGAAUAACAGCAUCUCCUGCUACAAACCUGGAGCUGACAUUACCGUUGACGAGCAACUCCUGCCAACCAAAGCCCGAUGCAGCUUUAUCCAGUACAUGGCAAAUAAGCCCGAUAAGUUCGGCAUCAAAAUGUGGCUUGCAGCAGAUGUCACCACCAAGUACAUGCUGAACGGUGCGCCUUAUCUAGGCAAAGAUGAUACGCGCAGAGCGGGUCAGCGGCUGGGGGACAGUGUGGUGCUGAAUCUGGUGGAGCCUUUUACAGGGAAAGGAAGGAACGUAACCACCGACAACUUUUUCACCUCCCUGAAACUUGCAGAAGAACUGCAGUCCAAGAAGACGAGUCUUGUUGGCACAAUGAACAAGAGCAGAAGAGAGCUUCCUCCCUGUGUCAAAGAAAAAAGCCCACUAUUCAGCACGAAGUUGCUGAAACACAACAGUGUGACACUCACUGUAUAUCAGUGCAAAGCACAAAAAAAUGUGUGUGUGCUUAGUACCGCCCACACCACGGCCGGUACCCUCAGCGGCCCAAAAGCAAAGCCAGAGCCUGUGGUCUACUACAACCACACGAAGGUUGGCGUGGAUGUGUUGGAUCAGAUGAUAAGGAAAUAUUCGGUGAAAGCUCCAACACGAAGGUGGCCUGUGGUGGUCUUUUAUAACCUUCUUGACAUAGCUGCUAUAAACGCAUUGGUUUUGUUCAGGAAGUGUUUGAACGUCACAAUAUCACGCAGGGAUUUUAUCCUUGAACUAGCGAAACAGUUGCGCGCUAAUUAUAUGCGCAACAAAGACCCGCGGGUGUGCGGCGAACCCUCCGUAGAGGAGGAGCCGCCUUCAUGUAGGAAAAGAAAACAGUGUCAGGUGCGUCAACACUGUACAAAAAACCGCUCACAUGAAGCCUGUCAGAAGUGUAAAAAGGUGGUGUGCGGGAAAUGCACGGGGAAUGUCGUUGUGACAUGUAAAAAAUGUAUUUGAUCUUUUUUCUAAUCUUGUAAAUAUAUCGUUUUGUGUAGUUCCACUUGUAGUUUCAUUAAAUAUUUAGAUUUUGUUUAAAUGUUGUGUUCAUUACAGUUUAGAACCAUUCAUUGUUUUGAAGUGUAAAUAGUUAUGUAAUUUCUUGUAACUUUUUUAGUACCAUAGUGUGUAAUGUUAUUUCGUUUUAUUUAUUGUCUAAUCUAUUAUUGCACAUUGCAUUUUCCGAAUUUAUGUAAAUAAUUAAAAAUUUAAAUUAUAAACUUUUGUUGCAAACUUUUUUAUAUGUA
Messenger RNA from Fundulus heteroclitus (mummichog), 1955 nucleotides. RefSeq names its product piggyBac transposable element-derived protein 4-like. NCBI's taxonomy places the organism in Eukaryota, Metazoa, Chordata, Actinopteri, Cyprinodontiformes, Fundulidae. The record is from RefSeq and is a predicted model, not a curated record. Bases 385 to 1668 code for a protein of 427 amino acids. The transcript has a single exon.